AUGAAAUGUAAAAAAUGUCAAAUUGAUAAACUUUCGGAAGAGUUUCCAUUUGGUACAAUUAGUUUAAAAUGUGAACAUGUUUCUUCCUGGUGUUUGAAGUGUCUUGUGAUAUAUCUUAAAGAAACACAUCGUCAAUGUCCUAUAUGCAAAGUUGAAUUAACGCAUCAAGAAUUUAAUGAUUACUGCUUGCUUUGGGAUAAUUCAAAUUUUAAAAUCGACCUAGAAAGUUUCUCACAAACGGAUAAUAAACUUUCUGGACAAAAUACAAAUUCUGGAGCUUUUUUUGUUGUACGAUUAAAUGGCGAAAAAUUUGAAUUAAAACUCACCGAGAUCAAUACUGUUAAAGAAUUAAGGCAUAAAUUAAUGCAUUAUACAAAGAUAGAUGAUGAUAGCACACUCACAAGUUAUGGAAUUUGCGCAAAUAGUCAUAUUCAGCUUAUUGUCUUACUUUAUUCUAUCACGAAAGGACAAGCUGUAAAAAGUUUAGUAUUCGAUUUAUAUUGGGGUUACCCUAAAUCAGGACGAGACUAUCUCGACGGCACUUGUUUGAUAUAUAAAGGUAACAACUUAUGGAAAACAUACGACUAUAAAACUAGGAAUCAUCUUGACGUAUCAUAUAUCUCACAUUCCGGAGAUAACAUGGAUGAUAAUGAUGCUACGGGACAUCACAAAAUCUCAGCAAAACUUGAUAAACUUCCUAAUGAUGUUACGCAACUUUAUUUAAUCUUGAGUUCAUGGAAGUCUCCAAAAAUUAGUCAUUUUCGGAAACCAAGCUUUAAAUUAUAUGAUGAAAUGAAUCCUUAUAAACAAUUGUGUAAGUACAAUUUACAUGAAGCUGGCAAUUCACAAGCCGUUAUAAUGUGUCUUAUUAAUAGAUCACAUAAUGGCCAUUGGAAUGUAAUUGAAGUAGGCAAGUUAUCCAAUGGGAAUGCUAAAGAUUACGGUCCAAUUAUAAGCAAUAUAAGUAAGAUUAUUGAUUUAGGACAUAAAAUAUAUUCGAAAUAA
This is a messenger RNA of Dentiscutata erythropus, 1005 nucleotides long. NCBI's taxonomy places the organism in Eukaryota, Fungi, Glomeromycota, Glomeromycetes, Diversisporales, Gigasporaceae. The record is from the annotation of a GenBank genome assembly.